Molecule: messenger RNA, 4991 nt
Organism: Sarcophilus harrisii (Tasmanian devil)
Lineage: Eukaryota; Metazoa; Chordata; Mammalia; Dasyuromorphia; Dasyuridae
Gene: RBFOX1
Product: RNA binding fox-1 homolog 1
Exons: 14
Coding region: 1769-3103 (444 amino acids)
Biological process (GO): nervous system development; regulation of alternative mRNA splicing, via spliceosome
Cellular component (GO): nucleus; cytoplasm
Molecular function (GO): mRNA binding
Source: RefSeq, a predicted model, not a curated record
ACUUUCCCCUCCAGAACCAUCUGGGUCCAGCGACCAGAUAGAGAUCAGGACAAUUAGAGAUGGCUCUAUAUGUAGCUGAAGAAACAUACUCAAAAGAAAGGAAAUAAUUUGCUCAGGAUCUACAUGUUUAAGUGUUGGAUAUUGGAUUAGAAUUAAAGUUUUAUGACUUGCUAUAAUAUGAACUGAUUAAUACAAUCUAACAAAAAAAAAUAAUCCUCCCAGAUCAUAACUAAGAGGGAAACUUUCUAUAAAUGGAAACCAGAAAUAGGUAAACAUGUCUAUAUCCCAUGGUGACUUUUCUGUCCUAGCUGGUAACUUCUUAGAAAUGCCACGUUAGGAGUCACAGCUCCAAAUCUAAAGUUAGAAACCGUAUCGGGCUGUUAAGUAAGAGGGGUCAGCUUACAGCUGCUAAGGGAGCUCAUUUGAUACAUGAGCGUCAAUUAUAGAAAAGCUUUCAAGAUGGCUAAAACUCAAUUUUAAAUGAAAUACUGUACCAAAUAUUGUCCACUGUAGUUACUUAGACAAGCAGUUAUGCUGCUAAAUCAAGUAACUAAAGUUAGUAUAGCAUAAAGACACCUCGACUCUCUCAAAGUACAGGAAUUCAUGAGAAAGCAAUAGUGGAAUAUAAUAUAAGGUACCUUUAACACCCCCAAUUUUAGCAUAUUUCAAUCAUCUUUUCUGUUUAUAGUUAGAGUUGGAUUGUAUUCAGCAAGUGCUAUUGAAAGAUUUCUUUUAAGUUCUUCUUGACCUUGAAUAUCACCUAAGUGGACCCAGAACAUUGGACCUUCGUAUAAUUGCCUGCUAAAGAGUGAAAAAUCUAAAUAUAACAACCUGCCCUCCUACUAGGCAAAAUGAGAAGAUCAAAAGCACAGCUGCUAUCUGUGCCUUUCAGAAUUGUGAAUAUAGAGCAAUGUCUACACCGUGCUGAACAUCUAGUUGAAAACUGAGAGAAAAAUGCUAUCAGUCUUCAUCUAAUUGUUUGCAAAUAUGUUGAAGAUAGAAGGUCCAGAUUUGUACCUGAUUUUUUCAGAUCUGAUCCAGAUUUUUGGUGCUAUAUAGACACUCCCUUAUAUAUCAGAGUUUGACAGUAUUUUUCAAGAAAUAUUAUGGAAUUUGAGCUUCAAGCUUAAUAAUCAGAAAAUACUUUACCUUAAAACUCAUUUCAGUGAAUACACAAUAACAGUGGUCAAAUUAUCCCUCUAAGCCCUAUCCUAAUCAGUUUUCCAUAAUUUUUUUCUCUAUCUCUUUAAAAAAAAAAUCAGCCUUCAUAAAUGCACAAGGCUAUAUAUGUUAACAAGUCGAUUCAAAUUUGAACAUCAACCUAUAUUUUCUUUCUCACUUUUUAAAUUCCAUGUAUCUUCUCAAAACCCUAUGAGGAACCAGCCCAUUUACCAUUUGGCAGAAUUCAUUCUGGAAUAGCUCGAAUCUUGUUGCUUUCUUCCUCUCAUUUUUUUUUUUUUUUGCAAAGCUAAAUUAACAAAGAGUACUUGGUUAGUCAUGUUAGACAAGCUGUUCCCAAAAUAGCACCUUCCAUUUUGGUAUCUUCAGCUUUGCAGCUGCUGUCUCUCUCCGUUGUCUGGGAAGAAAACUUUAACAUUAAGAGUUGCUGAUGUAGAUUUUUUCCCCCUCCAGUUGACGAGGGAUUGGGCCCUGACAGAAGUUAUCUGGCUCUAAGCUUUGUAGUUUGGAAGAACUUGGUCUAUAGAUUUUUGCCUAACUUUCAAUUGAUGUGUUUAGCUUCAGUGGGAGUAAUACAAUCACUUAAACCAUGUUGUCGUCUCAAGGAGUUUUGCUACAUCCCUACGGCGUGCCUAUGAUUGUGCCCGCAGCACCGUACUUCACGGGACUUGUUCAGGGUAAUCAGGAAGCUACAGCAGCUCCUGACACUAUGGCACAGCCUUAUGCCUCCGCCCAGUUUGCUCCCCCUCAGAAUGGCAUCCCUGCAGAAUAUACGGCUCCCCAUCCUCAUCCUGCUCCAGAGUACACAGGCCAGACUACAGUCCCAGAGCACACGUUAAACAUGUACCCUCCAGCGCAGACGCAUUCUGAACAGAGUGCCACGGACACGAGUGCGCAGACUGUCUCCGGCACAGCCACACAGACAGAUGAUGCAGCACAGACUGAUGGCCAGCCUCAGACACAACCUUCUGAAAACACAGAAAACAAAUCACAGCCCAAGCGGCUGCAUGUCUCAAAUAUCCCCUUCAGAUUCCGGGAUCCGGACCUCAGACAAAUGUUUGGGCAAUUUGGUAAAAUCUUAGAUGUUGAAAUAAUUUUUAAUGAGCGAGGCUCAAAGGGAUUUGGUUUCGUAACUUUCGAAAAUAGUGCCGAUGCGGACAGGGCGAGGGAGAAAUUACACGGCACCGUGGUAGAGGGCCGUAAAAUCGAGGUAAAUAAUGCUACAGCACGUGUAAUGACAAAUAAAAAGACGGUCAACCCUUAUACAAAUGGCUGGAAAUUGAAUCCAGUUGUGGGUGCAGUCUAUAGUCCUGAAUUCUAUGCAGGCACGGUGCUGUUGUGCCAGGCAAACCAGGAGGGAUCUUCUGUGUACAGUGCCCCCAGUUCACUAGUAUACACUUCCACAAUGCCUGGCUUCCCUUAUCCAGCCGCAACUGCAGCUGCUGCUUACAGAGGAGCCCACCUCAGAGGCCGUGGCCGUACAGUCUAUAACACCUUUCGAGCAGCGGCUCCUCCUCCCCCAAUCCCAGCCUACGGAGGAGUAGUGUAUCAAGAGCCUGUGUAUGGCAAUAAAUUACUGCAGGGUGGUUAUGCUGCCUACCGGUAUGCCCAACCCGCCACCGCCACUGCGGCUGCCUACAGUGACAGAAAUCAAUUCGUCUUCGUUGCAGCAGAUGAAAUUUCUUGUAACACCUCUGCAGUUACGGACGAGUUUAUGCUGCCGACCCCUACCACCACACACUUGCUCCAGCCCCCACCUACGGCGUUGGUGCCAUGCCCCAAGGUUCAAGUCCCACCACAGACUACAGAGGAGCUAAGCUGCAGACUUCCAGGCCUCUGCUGUCAGGCAGCUGAAAACCUGACUGUUCCUCCUCCCAUAUUACAGUUCAUGUUUAAAAUGAUAGUCGCCCAAGAAAGAAAAUAGAGAAAGGAACAUAGUGUGCGUGUGUGUGUGUGUGUGUGUGUGUGUGUGUGUCCAACUCAAGUAUAAUUAGAAUGAAUUAUCUUGGUUUUGGUUAUUUUUUGUUUUGUGAUGAAUUGGGGAGGGGUUAAAUAUGGGAGGUAAGGUGGGGAUAAAUUUGUCUGUACUUGUUUGAAAUUCUAUGCACUAAAAUUCUGAGUACAUACAGUAAGAUGUAUCCAUCACAUGAAAGCGUAUGCAAUCAUUACAAUGCUUUUGGCAUACAGUCUUAUACUUAAAUCAAAAAUUUAAAUCAUAUUUCGAAACACAUCCUUCUAGGUUGUCAAUUGAAAUGCCAGUGCUUUUGCAAGAGAAAGUAAUCAGUUAAGUGCCAAGAUAUGCCCAUUGUAAGUCAUAAUGGGAAAUUACUUUUUGUUUGGUUAUAGAAAUAAGGCUAUUAUUUAGAAACUAUUCAGCGUAAGCUUGUCUAUAUCAACUAAUGUUUUUCUCCCCAACUAUCUUCUCAAAAUAUUUUUGAAGUCCUAUUUGACCUAUUUAGAAAUGAAAGACAAAAGAGAUAAUACAAAAAACUUUCCAAGUUACUAAGCAAACCAGCAGUAUAGAUGGCAUUGACUCAAAAUAAUAUGAAUGAAUGACUUGAGUGCUAUCAUCUAGCUCAUAAGACCUAAAUUAGGAAAGGGUCUUAGAGAUAGAUUAUCCCAACCAAGAAUUCUUAAUCUGUGGUCUAUAGACCUUUUACGGAGUCCAUGGAUACAUUUUCAGGGGUCCUUGAAAUUGCAUUGUUAAAAAAAAAAAAAGAUGCAUCUUUGUUUCAAUACUAGUGAUUUCCUUUGAAAUCCUAUUUAUGCAUUUAAAAACAUAAUCCUAAGAAGGCCUUGCCAAACUGCUAAAGGAGUCAGAACACAGAUCACGAAUUCUUAAUUCUUAUUUAACUUCAUCUUUUAUAUGAAAGGGAAAUAAAAGGCAGAGAAAAGAUGUCCUAUAAGUAGUUAAGGAGCUGGCCCAUUAUUUAGACCCAAGUCUUUUGAUUCCAAUGUCAAAUAUAGUGUCAUAUAAUAAAUAUAGCACACAGUUGUCUGUAUCUCAUUCUACCAUGAUAUAAAUCAGAGUUUCUUAAACUUUUUUCACUCAUGACCCCUUCUUGCCUGAAGAAUUCUUACUUGGCUCUGGGUAUAUAGGUAUACAAAUCAAACAUUUACUGAUAAUGUUAACUCCCAUAUUUAUUUGUGAGACCCCAUUUAGGGUCAUGAACCACAGUUUAAGAAGCUGGUAUAUAUAGUUAACAGUUGCACAAUUUUUUUUUAAAUGUAGUUUGGCAUAUUGGGAGAAUUUAGUUAAACAAAAUUUAGUUAAACAGCCAAUUGUUUGAAUUUAAUCAAUUAUAUAAUUUUUUUGACCAAAAAUAUGUAGUCAAGGUCCAAUUUACAAUAGAAGAGAUAAGUAAAUAAGACUUCUUCCUCUUCUCUAAAGUUAGCUCCCAAUCACAUUAAACUCUAAGGGAUGGUUUAAAAUUAAAAUAAUUUUAUAAUGAUUUACUUUCAAUGUCUCAUAUCUUUCUUCUGCAAAGAGGGCUAUUACCUAGGGUUUGGAAGUCUCUUGGUUAUACAGAUUCUACAUAUUUUCAUUAUAAUAGGAUUUCUUGAAAUAAGAUUUACUUCAGAAUUGGCUUUCUUAGAACAAUUAUGAGUUAAGUAACCCUUUUUUAGGGCAUAAAAGUACACUAUUGUGAAGUCUGGGGACAGAUGGGGAGGAGGGAAACAUACCCAAAGCCUCCCAUGCACUCUCUGCUUAUUUUUAAUUUUCUUUUUAAAAAAAUUAUUUUAAACAUUAGGCUUUUUGCUAAUCCACUUGUUAAAGAAGUAAAAUGUAAAAAACAAUCCAUCAAAUUGCU